This is a messenger RNA of Pelmatolapia mariae (spotted tilapia), 741 nucleotides long. Its product is annotated as trypsin-2-like. The coding region runs from base 1 to 741 and encodes 246 amino acids. The transcript has 5 exons. Gene Ontology annotation, biological process: proteolysis. Lineage: Eukaryota; Metazoa; Chordata; Actinopteri; Cichliformes; Cichlidae. Gene Ontology annotation, molecular function: serine-type endopeptidase activity. The record is from RefSeq and is a predicted model, not a curated record.
AUGAUUGGCCUGAUUGUUUUCAUGAUCCUGGGCACUGCAGCUGCAGUCCCUUUGGAUGACAAGAUUGUGGGGGGUUACGAGUGUCCAGCUCAUUCUCAACCCUGGCAAGUAUCCCUCAGUGAGGGCUAUCACUUUUGCGGCGGUGCUCUCAUUAACAACCAGUGGGUCAUUUCUGCUGCCCACUGCUGGAAAAUACCCUCUACCCAUGUUGCCAUUGUGGGUGAACAUACAAUCUGGUAUACUGAGGGCACAGAGCAGUAUAUGCCAAUUGACGACAUCUACACACAUGAGAGUUUUGAUUACUUCACCCUAGACUAUGACAUCAUGCUGAUGAAACUGAAAUACCCUGUUACUGUGAACGAGUACGUCAAGCCUAUUGCUUUACCCAAAGCCUGUCCCACACCCGGGGAUAUGUGCACAGCAUCUGGAUGGGGGCAGACAUUCCCUGGUCAAGAAUUUUCAUAUGAGCUACAUUGUGUAGAAGUCCCAAUUCUGUCUGACAUCGACUGUGAGAACUCCUACCCUGGCAGGAUUACUGAGAGCAUGAUGUGUGCUGGAUACCUGGACGGGGGCAAGGAUGCUUGUCAGGGUGACUCUGGUGGCCCUCUGGUGUGUAAUGGGGAGCUGCAGGGAAUCAUCUCUUGGGGCGUGGGCUGUGCUGAGCCCAACCUUCCAGGUGUCUACACCAAAGUCUGCUCUCUGGUUUCCUGGAUCAAUGACACUAUUUCCCGAUACAGCUAA